AUGAGUCCGCGGAGUGUCCCUGAACAGCCGGCGACAGCCCAUACCCGAACGUGUUCGGCCACGGAUUCGGUCGCUUCGCUUUCGAGUGCCCAUUCGAGGUCGUUAUCCUCGAACAAAACUAUCACGUCGAUCCCCCCAAAUCUUCUCCCUUCAGCACCCGCAUCGCCGCCUACCCCUGCUCCUAGUCCCACCCCUCAGCAGAGACCUCCGACAUGGCUGUCGGCCGAUGAAGACGAUGACGCUUUCCUUUUAAAUGCCAGGAUUCAUUUCAGUUCCCUGUCCAGCUUUAAAAGGCAGAAGUUCUUGGAGGGUAUUCUUAGUUUAUGUGAUAGCCAACAUCUCAGUUUUGUCUCUAGUUACGUCAGUCCUCGCCUGAGAAAGGACCCGUUUCUGGUCUUUCCGACUGAGUUAUGCUUGCGGGUACUUUCGUUCAUCGAUGAUCCGAAGACAUUAGCAAGAGCAUCUCAGGUAUCGAGGCGGUGGCGGGAACUAUUGAACGAUGACAUCACAUGGAAAAACCUCUGCGAGAAGCAUGCGUAUGCAUCUCGUAAGUCUUCGGAGGAUGACCGGGAUUCCGUAGACCACAUGCAUACCGUCUCCAGCACAAACUCCCUGGCUGGGUCGAGGAGUUCGCUCACUUCCAGCUAUCAGUCUCGGGAUGGCCACCCCGGUUUGACUCGCUCACUGUCGGGGGACUGGCUUGCGUCAGCAAGUUUGUCGUCACGAAAGCGGAGAGUCCGGCCUUUGUCAUACAGGACCCAUUUCAAACAGAAAUAUAUGGUGGAAUCCGCCUGGAACAAAGGCGGGCGAUGCACCCAACGGCAUAUCCUGCCCGAUCAGGGAGUCGUUACGAGCCUGCAUCUCACGCCCAAGUACAUUGUGGUUGCUUUAGACAACUCUAAGAUUCAUGUCUAUGACGCCAAUGGGGGUAAUCAGAAGACGCUUCACGGUCAUGUGAUGGGCGUAUGGGCCAUAGUACCCUGGGAUGACAUACUGGUGAGCGGUGGCUGUGACCGCGAUGUCCGUGUCUGGAACAUGGCUACUGGAGCCGGUAUCUAUCUAUUGCGUGGUCACACGUCAACUGUGCGCUGUUUAAAAAUGUCUGACAAGAAUACGGCUAUCUCGGGGUCUAGAGAUACCACGCUGCGGAUAUGGGAUCUGGCUUCAGGAACUUGUAGAAAUGUCCUGGUUGGACAUCAGGCUAGUGUCCGGUGCCUAGCGAUUCAUGGGGAUAUAGUUGUUUCUGGAAGCUAUGAUACCACUGCACGCAUUUGGAGUAUCUCCGAGGGGCGAUGUCUCCGCACGCUUUCGGGCCAUUUUAGUCAAAUUUAUGCAAUCGCCUUCGAUGGCAGGCGAAUCGCUACCGGUAGUUUGGACACCAGUGUGCGGGUAUGGGACCCGCAAAGUGGCCAGUGCCAUGCUAUCCUCCAAGGCCAUACAUCUUUAGUGGGGCAGCUGCAGAUGCGGGGUGACACACUCGUCACUGGUGGCUCAGACGGGUCUGUCCGUGUUUGGUCUCUGACCAGAAUGACCCCAAUCCACAGGCUAGCGGCCCAUGACAAUAGCGUGACAACCCUUCAGUUUGACAGCUCGCGGAUUGUCAGCGGUGGUAGUGACGGCCGUGUUAAGGUAUGGAGUCUACAAACUGGACAGUUACUCAGGGAAUUGUCUUCACCCGCAGAGGCGGUUUGGAGGUUGGCCUUCGAAGAGGAAAAGGCUGUGAUCCUGGCGAGUAGAUCAGGCCGGACAGUCAUGGAGGUUUGGACUUUCUCUCCUCCUCCGGAAGAAGAUACCGAUGAAUUCGUGCCACGAAGUUCCUCAAGUACACCUGGGAUGCGUCCUGCCCAAGACGAUAGCCGGCAGAGAGCGUACCAUUCAGACCCUCCACCGAUACCCCUGGGCAACGAUGAUGAUCAACUAAUGGCGGAUGCUCCUUCCUAG
Aspergillus bombycis is the source of this 1941-nucleotide messenger RNA. Its product is annotated as F-box/WD repeat-containing protein. The transcript is spliced from 4 exons. The coding region runs from base 1 to 1941 and encodes 646 amino acids. The record is from RefSeq and is a predicted model, not a curated record. NCBI's taxonomy places the organism in Eukaryota, Fungi, Ascomycota, Eurotiomycetes, Eurotiales, Aspergillaceae. Gene Ontology annotation, molecular function: protein binding.